AUGCUCAUCACGCUGUGCUACCUGUACCUGUGGGCGCGGUGGGGGCGCCGGCCGGCCGCGCUCGUGCGCUCCACGGUGCGGCGGCUGCGCGCCUCGCGCUGCUCCUUCACGUUCUGUGGCGCCGCCGCGCAGCCGAGCGGCGCCCGCGUGUGCCUCAGCCGCGGCGGCCGCGUCUUCUGCGUCGGCGAGGGCCAGUUCAUCGAUGACUUGAACAAAUGGGCCCUGUUUCUGGUUUCUCCUUUUAUACUGGAGGCAGAACACAUAGCGUUUGUGACCGAGAGCAUUUGGGUCCGAGGUGAGAGCUUACAGAGGCCGCCUUCCUCUGCAGAAACUAUCGUCAAGUGGUCGGACUGUUGCUUGCCGUUGGCCUGCAGACCCGGGGAGCCUUAUCGGCUGAUAGCUGAAGCAAGCGUGGACGACUUCAGCAAGCUGGGGGUGGCGUUCAUGGAGGACAGACUGCAGAUGGACAAUGGGCUGGUGCCCCAGAAGAUUGUUUCCGUGCACUUGAAGGACUCCACUCUGGAGGAACUUAAGGAUCAGGCCUUAAACAACCAAACCCCAAUCCUACAGCCGAACCCCAAACCCUUUCCUGAGACGGAGCCUGCGCAGGGAGUUAUGGAGCACAUUGGCGAAAGUGACUCGAAGGAUCCUGGUGAGGGUUCUUCCACACCGAGGAGGGGCAGUGCCCCCGGGAGUGAGCCCGCCUCCGAGGGGAGUGAGCAAGGCGGGGGCUCCCCUGAGCAUCACCACCUCCACCUGUCUAGUUGCCACGAGUGUCUGGAACUGGAGGGCAGCACCAUUGAGUUGAUCAAGUUUGCUUCUGCAGAGAACAUUCCGGAUCUUCCCUACGAUCACAGCAGCAAUGUGCAGGGCACUGCUGAUGAGAGCUACCCUGAGAGAGAGGAAAGGAGGGUCAACGUGACGGGAAAGGCUCCGAACAUCUUACUCUACCUGGGCUCCGACUCCCAGGAAGCCCUGGGCCGGCUCCAGCAGGUGCGCUCCGUUCUGGCCGACUGUGUGGACACCGACAGUUACACCCUCUACCACCUGCUGGAGGAGAGUGCCCGCAGGGACCCGUGGCCAGACAACUGUCUGUUGUUGGUCCUUGCCACCCAGGAGGCCAUUCCCAAGGACCUGCAGCAGAAGUUCAUGGCCUAUCUUUCUCAGGGAGGGAAGAUAUUGGGGCUGUCUUCGCCCUUCACGUUCGGUGGCUUCCAGGUGACGAGCAAGGACGCGCUGCAGAAGACUGUCCAGAGCUUGGUGUUCUCCAAGGCUGAUGGCAGUGAAGUGAGGCUCAGUGCUCUGAGCAGCGGCUGCGUCUAUGAGGACAGCGCCGGGGAGUGGCUGAGCCCCGGCAGGCUCCAGGGCCGCCUGGAGGGCGCGGACCAGGACAGGAUGAUUGUGCAAGUGCCUUUCGGAACCUGUGGCGGAGAAGCCGUUCUUUGCCAGGUGCACUUAGAACUACCUCCCAGCUCUUCCCUGGUGCAAACUCAAGAAGAUUUUAAUUUGCUCAAAUCAAGCAACAUUUCAAGAUACGAAGUCCUUAGGGAGAUCCUGACGACCCUCGGCCUGAGCUGUGACGUAAAGCAAGUGCCUGCCUUAACACCUGUGUACCUCCUGCCGACCACCCAGGACAUCCGGGCUCCCCUGAUGAAGUGGCUGGAGAGGCACAUGGAUCCUGAAGGAAUAAUCAAGUCCAGCAAACUGUCCCUUAAAUUCGUUUCAUCCUACACAUCUGACAUGGAAAUAACCCCGUCUUGUAUACCCGUGGUCACCGAUACGGAGGCCUUCUCGUCAGAAAAUUUUGACUUUGAGAUCUAUCGAGAAAAUCUGCAGACUCGGCGACUUGGAAAAACAAUUCUGUUUGCGGAAGUGACCCCCACGACAAUGAGUCUCCUGGACGGGUUGAUGUUUGAGAUGCCACCGGAAAUGGGUUUAAUAGCCAUCGCAGUCCGGCAAACCCAGGGCAAAGGGCGAGGACGCAAUGCAUGGCUGAGCCCCGCGGGAUGCGCCCUUUCCACGCUGCUGGUCUCCAUCCCGCUGAGGUCCCCGCUGGGACAGAGGAUCCCCUUCGUGCAGCAUCUGAUGUCGCUGGCCGUCGUGGAAGCGGUCAGGGCCAUCCCUGAGUAUCAGGAUAUCAACUUGCGAGUGAAGUGGCCCAAUGAUAUUUAUUACAGCGACCUCAUGAAGAUCGGCGGAGUUCUGGUUAAUUCCACACUUAUGGGAGAAACGUUUUAUAUACUUAUUGGCUGUGGCUUUAAUGUGACAAACAGCAACCCUACCAUAUGCAUCAACGAUCUCGUGGCGGAAUACAACCGGCAGCACAAGGCGGACCUGAAGCCCUUAAGAGCUGACUGUCUCAUCGCUCGAGCUGCGACGGCGCUGGAGCGGCUGAUCGACACGUUUCAGGACGAAGGGCCCAACGGUGUUCUUCCCCUGUAUUACAAAUACUGGGUGCACAGCGGUCAGCAGGUGCGCCUGGGAGGUGCCGAGGGGCCGGAGGUGUCCAUCGUGGGCCUGGAUGACUGUGGCUUCCUGCAGGUGCACCGGGAGGACGGGGACGUGGUGACUGUGCACCCGGACGGCAACUCCUUCGACAUGCUGCGCAACCUCAUCGUCCCCAAGCACCCGUAGCUGUGGGCCGGAACCUGGGCCUGGGCCUGGCACCGCCACCCCACCCCGCCGGCCUGCCGCUGCCCUGGCUGCCCCCUCCCCUCUUCCCGGGGCUCUGGAGAAGUAACCUAGGCGGAUUUUCUCCUACCUUCCUUUUUCCUAUCCGUCCGCUCUCUGCGGUUUGUUCUGUUGCCGUUUGGGUGUUUGCGGAUGCUUGGGGAUGAGGGCCGGCAGCUGGCAGAUGCAUGUGGGUGGAGCCUUCACCGAGUUGUGUCUCUGCUCACCCCCAGAGAGGGUUGCACGGGGAAGCAGCGGUGGGGUGGGCCAGAGCUUUCUCCGGAGCAGAGACCUUGACCCCUAGGCUGUUGAGAAACAGAAACCACGUGGGGCCCAGGCCGGCGUGGCGUCACUGGGUCUCAGCAUCGGGGAGCACACACAGUGGUGCUUAAUCGUUGUUCUUGUGAAAGAGGAAAGGGGAAGGCGGUCCCCGGGAGCUCCCUUCUCGGCGGCGACCUGGCAGAGGAAGCCGGCUAAUGACUCUGACGUUCUUUUAUGAGCUCUCCUUAGCCAAGCCCAGGUUUACUGCGUGCUCUGAAGAGGUGGGAUCACAUUCGAGACCUCGAGGUGUUGACGAGGCACUGCGUGCAGGUGCGGGGGGG
Lepus europaeus (European hare) is the source of this 3272-nucleotide messenger RNA. It is a transcript of the gene HLCS, whose product is annotated as holocarboxylase synthetase. The record is from RefSeq and is a predicted model, not a curated record. Lineage: Eukaryota; Metazoa; Chordata; Mammalia; Lagomorpha; Leporidae. Gene Ontology annotation, biological process: protein modification process. The transcript has 11 exons. Bases 1 to 2634 code for a protein of 877 amino acids. Gene Ontology annotation, cellular component: cytoplasm. Gene Ontology annotation, molecular function: biotin--[biotin carboxyl-carrier protein] ligase activity.